AUGGGUCACAACGAAGAUCCCCCGACCUCGGCUCAACACGACAUGUCGCCUCGAUCGACGUUUGAGGUUGCACAGCAGGCGGUUGAAUUCACCAAACAGUCCGAGAAACUCUCACAUCAAAGGUUGGAGGAUGACUCUGCGGCAAUAGCUGUGCAGGCCGAUUUCGUCACACCACAGGAUCCCGUCAUCGUCACAUCGGACGGCAACCGGUUGCCAGGCGUGCCAUUGGACGAAGCGCAUAAGCUCAACGUGCUGCGCGAAGACCUACAAGGACAGACGACGGAGGUAGAGAUUAAGAAGGGAAGCAAGCUUCAAGAAAAGAUCCCAAAUCCGGCUGCGCAUCAUCAUAAUGGAGAGGAAGAGCGGAAGAUCAUACAACUACCCGAUCCUGAAAAAGAUGAGGGGAAUGGACAGUCUUGGCAGCAGGACUCACAAGGAACCUUGAGGCAUACUAUGCCUCCAUCACAUACGAACCCAUUGUUCCCACCUCUACCACUAUACGGACCGCCGACUUUGUUACGCAAUAUCCAGUGCUGGUUUUUCAGGUCCACGUCGUUUGUGCUGAGCAUGGAGUUUCUUGGUGUGAUUGUACUCGGCUCGCUGUUUACAAGCAUUCCGAAAUGGUGCAAGGCACUGUUUCUGUCGAAUGAGGAGAAGAAGCGGCCGUUUUAUGAGCAGGAGCAGCAAAACGCUGCAAUCAGACAAGAGAAGGAAAAGGAUUGGGACCCGACGGGAUACCAGAGACGUUUGGAUGUCGAAAACGAAACCAUAGUGGACGAAUAUCCGCCGAUCGAGGGCGGUAAAGACCCCAUUAUCUGUGAUGUUGGUUAUUAUGCCCGCAGGGUUGGCCUUGACGUGGAGACUUUCAAGGUCGAGACUGAAGAUGGCUUCAUCAUUGAGCUUUGGCACGUCUAUGACCCCAAAGAGCAUGUACCCCUAGAUGAGACAAGCAGAGAGAAACUUGGCCCAACAGUCUUUCAGGAGCCAACUCAGCAGCCGGGAAAUCCGGGCAAGAAACGAAAGUUCCCCGUGCUGCUGAUGCAUGGCUUGCUUCAGAGUUCGGGAGCGUAUUGCUGCAACGAUGACCAGAGCCUGGCAUUUUGGCUCUGCAAAUCAGGAUACGAUGUUUGGCUGGGCAACAACCGCUGCGGCUUCAAGCCCCAGCACGUACUGCUCGAUUACGGCGAUCCACGCAUGUGGUGUUGGAAUAUUCGGCAGAUGGGUGUCUUUGACCUGCCGGCGCUCAUAUCGCGCGUCUUGCACGAGACGGGAUUCGAGAAAAUUGGCCUCAUCUGCCACUCACAGGGAACGACUCAGACGCUGGUAGCCUUAGCAAAAGAGCAACGGCCUGACCUGGGAGAGAAACUGACCGUCUUCUGCGCUCUGGCCCCUGCGGCAUAUGCUGGGCCACUCAUCGGCAAGAUGUACUUCAAGUUCAUGCGCAUCAUCUCUCCCGGCAUGUUCAGGCUCAUGUUUGGGAUCCACGCCUUCAUCCCCUUGAUGAUGCAGAUGCACGCGCUGCUGGAUCCCCGGCUGUACGGAUGGCUGGGCUACAAGGUCUUCUCGUUCCUCUUUGACUGGACCGACGAGAGAUGGGACCGAGGCCUGCGCAACCGCAUGUUUCAGUUCGCGCCCGUGUAUGUAAGUGCUGAAUCGAUGAGGUGGUGGCUCGGCCGCGAAUGUUUUGCCAAACACAAGUGCAUCCUGGCGACAAGGGAUGUCUUAAGAGAAGAAGAAAGCACGGAUGAAAGCGGUAGCAACGAAGACGACUCGGAAACCAGUGACGAAAACCUCCAAACUGGAGAUCAGAUUCACAAGAACCAACAUCGGCACCACAUUAAGGGCUCCACGGCAUGGUACAAUCACCAAGUGCCCCCAUUUGCGCUGUGGGUUUGCGGCGACGAUCAUCUAGUCGACGGAAAGAGGCUUCUCAAGCGCUUCGAGGCAGGUCGCGAGCCGCAUGUCAAAGUAGUGCACAGCAAAGUGAUUCCCGAGUACCAGCACCUGGAUGUCAUCUGGGCCAUGGAUGCGCCAGACCAGGUAUUUCGAGAAAUCCGCGAGGUGCUGUGGAAGACGUGCGACGUCAGGGACUCUUGCAGAAUCCCGGAAGGAUGCGAUACGGUGCCCAAGUGGGAACCAGCCGAGGUUGUGGCGAUGGAGGCGAGCGAAUAG
This is a messenger RNA of Trichoderma breve, 2172 nucleotides long. Its product is annotated as alpha/beta-hydrolase lipase region domain-containing protein. The transcript has a single exon. The coding region runs from base 1 to 2172 and encodes 723 amino acids. Lineage: Eukaryota; Fungi; Ascomycota; Sordariomycetes; Hypocreales; Hypocreaceae. Gene Ontology annotation, biological process: lipid metabolic process. The record is from RefSeq and is a predicted model, not a curated record.